Paramecium sonneborni is the source of this 1354-nucleotide messenger RNA. The record is from the annotation of a GenBank genome assembly. Lineage: Eukaryota; Ciliophora; Oligohymenophorea; Peniculida; Parameciidae.
UAAAUAUUAAUUUAUAAUGUAAGCGCAGAAUUUAAGAUAUACUUAAUUUCAUUUGACAAAUCCUAUUCCAGAUGAGAAUCACAUAGAAAAUGUGUUUGAAUAAUUUAUAACGGAAUAUAAGGAGUUUAGAGUGAAUGUACCUAUUGGAUGUAUCACUGAUAAAUGUUCUAAAAAAUAAAAAGAAAGAAUUGAUUUAAGUGUAUUUUGUGGAGCAGGAGGAUAUCUAUAUUUGUAUUUGAGAAUCUAUGAAUUUGUUAAGGGAUUAAGUCCAGAUAUGUAAUAAAGAUGUACAAAAGGAUUGACAGAUUAAGAGUUUUCAGAAUUUUAUAAUCCUGAAACAGCUUUACAAUUAGCAUUAAGAUAAUAUUAGGCUUUGUAGGCUUAAAUAAAAAAGGAUACAGAUAUAUCAUUUUUUAUGAGCAAUUCAACAAUUUAUUUAUUGGGGGCUGAAUUGUUUUAUUAUAUGAAAGACAAAGAGAAUUUUAAGAAAUGUACUAUGGAAGCUCUUAUAAACUUUGGUACGAUAGUUGCUGAACCAGAAAAAUAAGAAUAAGAAUUAUUGUAUGGCAUCCCAGGCUACCUUUACACUUUAUUAAGGUUACAUAAGAAAUAUUCAAAUGAAUAAGAUCCAUAUUAAUUGGAUCUAUCUUCUCAUAUUCAUACAUUAUGUUAGAUAAUUUGUAAAUUUUCAGGUAAGGGUGUAAUGAAAUGUGAUUUUCAUAAUAGAUCAUAUUUUGGGGCAGCUCAUGGGAUUUUGGGAGUAAUUUAAAUGCUGUUAUUGAGUUAUGAAUAAUGCAAAGAAUAUUUUCAUUUAAAAGAUGAAUAGGGACUUUUGGAGAUGUUAGAUUCAAUUUAGAAAACAUUGGAUUAGUUAAUUAAAUUAUAUUAUUAAAAUGGUAAUAUUCCAUCUUCAGCUUAAAACUUAAAUAAUUUAAAACUAUAUUAAUUUUGUCAUGGAAUACCGGGCGCAAUAGCUCCACUUCUUAAAGCAUAUUAGAUAUUUAAUAAAUAAGAUUAUUUGGAUGCAGCAAUACAUAUGAGUGAAAACCUUUACAAAUUUGGAAUGAUAAAGAAAGGAUUUGGGUUGUGUCAUGGAAUACCAGGAAAUAGUUAUGGAUUUAUGCAAUUAUAUAGAUUAAUGGGAAAUGAGAAACACAGAAAAUAUGCUUAUUAAUUUUUAUAAUAUAAGAAAAAUGUUUAUGUUUAUAAUGAAAUAAAGAAUUUUCCAUUUAAUGAUAGAUACAUGAUUGGAGUAUCAGAUCAACCAUUUAGUUUGAUGAUAGGAAGUGUAGGAGAUAUGUGUGCAAUGAUGGAUUUCAUAGAUUAUAAAGGUAUGCCAGGAUAUGAAAUUUGA